AUGAAUCCUCACCGUCUAGCUCAGCUGCUGGGACUCGAGCAGAAUGCAUAUUCAUUCCGGUAUAACCAGACUCCCAAGUUGAAGGAUGCACUCGAAAAAGCUGGCCGCGAUUUCCGGUCCGAUGUGGUCACCGUUCCAACCGAGGGAAUGAUGCAGGCAAUCAUAGAAGCUUCCGUUGGAGACGAUAUCUACGACCCGGAGGGUGAUGCCUCUGUGAAUACCCUGCAGAACAAGCUCGUUGAGCUGAGCGGCAAAGAGGCUGCUCUAUGGACACUCUCUGGGACCAUGGGGAAUCAGAUAUGCCUGCGAACUCAUCUCACUCAGCCUCCGCAUACGGUCCUUCUCGAUCAUCGAGCGCAUGUCCAAUGCUGGGAGUCUGGUGCACUUCCUGUCUUUUCUCAGGCGGCAGUAACCCAAGUCCACCCUCAGAAUGGGGUUCAUCUCACACUCGAGGAUGUGAAAAGGAAUAUCAUCGCAGACGGGAAUAUCCACUUCCCACCGACUCGCGUGGUUUCCUUGGAGAAUACCCUCAGCGGCACGAUUCUUCCCCUCAAAGAUGCAAAGGAGAUAUCGGAGUUUGUACGCAGCUUUCCCGUUUCGGCUGAUCAGAGGCCCAUCGCCAUGCAUCUGGAUGGGGCACGACUCUUUGAUGCCGUAGUGGCAGAAGGAGUGGAUCUCAAAGAGUAUUGUGCCUGCUUUGACUCGAUCAGCUUUUGCCUCGCAAAAGGUGUCGGUGCCCCCAUGGGCAGUGUUAUCGUUGGAAACAAGAGAUUCAUCGAGAGGGCGAAAUGGUUUCGGAAGAUGUUUGGUGGUGGUACUCGCCAGCCCGGUAUGAUGGCUGCUGCUGCCUCUGCUGCUCUGGAUCAGACUCUUUCUCGACUCCCUGUAGUGCAUGCAAUGACCGCAAGUGUAGCAAAAGAACUAGAGACUAUGGGAUACAAAUUUGCGCUUCCGGUGCAAACCAACAUGAUCGUUCUUGACCUCGAAGUAGUGGGGAUUCCUCCCGCUGCAUUUGUCGGGUACUGCAAGAACAACCUGAUUGCAGUCUUUCCAAAUGGAAGGCUAGUUUUCCAUCAUCAGACGUCACAGGAUGGGACUUUGAGGCUGCUCAAGGCUUUGAGACAGUUAAUGAGCGAUAAGGAGGCUGGUAUCCAUCUGAUAGAUGAUAGGGUGGCCGGAGGCUAUUCCUGA
Molecule: messenger RNA, 1191 nt
Organism: Penicillium brasilianum
Lineage: Eukaryota; Fungi; Ascomycota; Eurotiomycetes; Eurotiales; Aspergillaceae
Source: the annotation of a GenBank genome assembly